AUGUCUGAUUCCUCUAGCUCUGAAUCAUGCAACCCUAACAGGGAAGAUCCUGUUGCUGACUCUGCGAAUACCUCACAUGCAAGAAGACCUAAAGAAAUUGUAUCAGGCUUCUCCUCAGCAAUCGCGCUUGAUGAACAAACCAGAGAAGGUUCCAGGUAUGUUCACAAUGCCAUUGCAACUAUGGUGACUGGAAUAUUGUUUGUCUCUUUAGGAAAGAAUGUCUCUGAUGAUGCUGAGCAAACUGAUGCUCAUAAGGGGUCAAAUAUUGACAAACCCUUAGAUAAUGUGGGUGGUGAGGAAGUCCGUGUCACUCAUGAUGUCAGUGACAACCCUAACUGUGAAACAGUAGACCUGGAGGAAUUUUCUGAUAAUGAGUUGUUGUCCUCAGUUGCCCCUAGCAUAGCCAAAAGGGUUAGGACUAGGAGAGAAAAGAAAACAGUGGCUCAAAGGUCCCCCAGAAAGAAGAUUGAUGUGUCAACCUCUCCCAAUCCAAAGGUGGCAGAGAGUUCCCUUAAGAGGAAAGGUCAUGGUCCAACAAAAUCUUGGAGCAAAGGGGUGCCCAAGAAAAAGAAGACCAAGUCUGUUGUUGUUGAGUCCGACUCAGAUGUUCCAUGUGAUGUCCCUGACACUGUGGAAAUAUGUUUAUCAGAAGAGGCUGGCUUUGGAGAGGGAAUUGGCUCAGAAUGUAAGGAGAUUAUGGACCUUAUUCAAGAGGCAGGUUUAAUGAAGACUGUGACUCAGUUCUCAAAGUGCUAUGAGAUGUUAGUAAAGGAAUUUAUUGUCAAUGUGUCUGAAGAAUAUGCUGAUGGAAAGUCUAAGGAAUUCAGAAAAGUGUAUGUGCGAGGCAAGUGUGUACAUUUCUCUCCCUCAGUGAUCAACAUGUAUUUGGGAAGGCCUGAUGUAGCUCAACCUGAACUUGAGGUGACUGACAAUAAAAUUUGUCAAGUCAUCACUGCUAAUCAAGUAAGGAAGUGGCCUCUCAAAGGUAAGUUGGUGGCCAUCAAACUGAGUGUCAAGUAUGCAAUGCUGCACAAAAUUGGAGCUGCUAACUGGGUGCCCACCAAUCAUAAAUCUACAGUUGCUGUAAUGCUUGGAAAGAUCAUAUAUGCUGUUGGAACCAAAGCCAAUUUUGACUAUGGAUCCUAUAUUUUUGAUCAAACUUUGAAGCAUGCAGGAAGCUUCAGUGUGAAGGGGCCUAUAGCCUUUCCCUCCCUCAUCUGUGGUAUUGUGUUGAAUCAAUUUCCAAACAUAUUAACAGAGAAUGAUUCUGUGAAGAGAAGAGAUAGCCCUUUGUCCUUCAAUCAUAAACUGUUCCUAGGUACGCAUGUUCCUGACAUUUCCAUGGCAACAUGUGAGACAUCAAGUGUAUGCAAUCCACCAGGUAAAGCUGUUGUCAUUGCAAUGCUCAAAGAAACGUGCAAGUAG
Lathyrus oleraceus (garden pea) is the source of this 1425-nucleotide messenger RNA. RefSeq lists its product as uncharacterized. The record is from RefSeq and is a predicted model, not a curated record. The coding region runs from base 1 to 1425 and encodes 474 amino acids. The transcript is spliced from 3 exons. Lineage: Eukaryota; Viridiplantae; Streptophyta; Magnoliopsida; Fabales; Fabaceae.